Trichomonas vaginalis G3 is the source of this 1044-nucleotide messenger RNA. Its product is annotated as NAD+ binding. The record is from RefSeq and is a predicted model, not a curated record. Gene Ontology annotation, molecular function: NAD+ binding. The coding region runs from base 1 to 1044 and encodes 347 amino acids. The transcript has a single exon. NCBI's taxonomy places the organism in Eukaryota, Parabasalia, Trichomonadida, Trichomonadidae.
AUGCGUGCUGGGAAUAAGGCAGACGAAGUUUUUAAAACUGUAGUCGGUAAAGAGCCACAAACCAUCUUUUCAGAAGAAGUUCCUGAAGCUUAUUUAUGGAAUUUCUUAAUUCAGUUUGCUCGUGAACAAACAAGACAGAGAGUUGCUAAAGCACGCAAGCCAAUUCAAUCUAUGGAAGAUAUUAUCAAAUUAAUAGAAAAUUCAAAACAUAUUAUUGUCAUUAUAGGAGCUGGUGCUUCUAUCGGUCCAGACUUCAGAUCCCCCGGUGGUUUGUAUGAUUCAAUUGCUAAGGAAGGUUGCCUUGAAGAUCCAUAUCAAGUUUUUGACUUAGAUUAUUUCAAAAAAGAUCCCACGAUAUUCUGGCGCUUUGCACAUAAGAUAUUCCCCGACAAAAAUCCUGCUCACUCCGAUACACACUAUUUCAUUGCCGAGCUCGAGAAUCACGGCAAAUUACAAAGAUUAUAUUCCCAAAACGUCGACACUUUGGAAUGCGGCGUACCCGAAUCGAAGUUAAGAUGCGUUCAUGGAUCAUGGCGCAACAGUUAUUGUUUAUCUUGCGGAAAGAAAUUCGAUAUUGAAGAUUUACGCGAAGCUGUCCAAAAUGGAACAGUUCCUACAUGCCCUUGUGGCGGCCAGAUAAAACCUGGCAUUGUUUUCUUCGGUCAAAAAACAAAUAUCGAAGAUGAAGAUAUAACUGCUGAUUCCGAGGAAGGAGACCUUCUCAUUGUCAUCGGAACAUCAUUAAAAGUCGCUCCGAUCUCAAUGCUUCCAGAAUUUUUCUCGCAGAUCCCUUCAAUUUUGAUAAAUCGCGAACCAGUUACAUGCAACUUUAGCGCGGAAUUUCUUGGUGACUGCAGUGAUGUUGUCAAGGCAAUUCAGAAGGGUCUUGGAUGGAAAGAUUUCCCGGAACAGCAAAUUCACUUUAAUGAACCAAAUAAAUUCUUCUUCCCGGACAAGAAUGGAAAUAUUUCUCAUGUUUACGAAACAGGACCUGUCUCAUUUGUGGUUACACCCUGUGAAGCAAAUCCUAACGACUUAUUGUAA